Molecule: messenger RNA, 2092 nt
Organism: Vitrella brassicaformis
Lineage: Eukaryota; Vitrellaceae
Source: the annotation of a GenBank genome assembly
GUUCUCCCCCCGAGCGAUGGCGGCUGGCGAACCCGUCCUCGCUGCCAUCCCGAAGCGAGCCACACAGCACGGAUUGUUUGUGCCGGGUACAGACAAGCUAUUUGCAAUGAGGUUUGUUUCAUAGCUGACUCUCUCACUUGGUAUCGUUCCCCACCAUCAGCGUGGGAGAGGCCGGUGCUGUGCUACUUUCCCCCCAAGGACCGGGCCAUCUACACCGCUCUUGCCGCCACGAGGCCAAGGAAACCAUCUCUGCUCACCGAGGAGCGCUCCAAGCUGUCCACAUACAUUCGUGAUGUAUGUAGGCCAGCCACGCGCCUCCGUAUCCGUCCAUCGGUCCUUCCUUGCCUUUGCGUGUCGUGUGUGUGCAGAUCAACAAUGCUGUGCAUCCUCCUGACUACAUUCGCCCUCCAGCCCGUGAGCCGGCUCCACAACUCGACGAAGGGCCUCAGACAACAACCACCGCCACCGCAGCCCAAGACAGCCAGGCCGGACUGCCCCGCAUUCGUGCCUCGACUGCCCCACCCGGCGGCCAGCGCAAAUCGAGCGAGGGUGUGGGGAGGGCACGUGAGAGCGUGUUGAUCUAUCCCACUGGUGGUGAGAGGCCGGCCAGUCUCCAGGGCGUGGCUACGAGGGCGAUGCUGCAGCAUCGACAGGCGGUGGAAGUCGAGAAGGCCACCAAGAAGUGGAUGAGUGAGUCGCAUCGGGUGACCAAGGCCGUUUUUGACCAGGGGAGGCACGUCCCUUGGCCGAGGUCAGCUCAUGCAAACACGCGGAGGAUGAACGAUGCACUCAUGUCAGCGGUCAGUUGGUCGGUCGGCCGGUCGCUGUGUCAGGUACAAGCUGCCGACGUAUCAGCCGGCGCCCCUGCCGACGUGCCUGGCCCGAACGGUUCCCCAAAGCCAAUACACCAUGGGUACUGAAUCACUGGAUUACACUGUCAUCGAUGCACUUGUCCAACAAAACAUCAGAGUUUGGCAACUACGGAUCGAAUCCCCGUGACAGGGUAGGUCUGCACAGCAUCCAUAAGCAGACACAGGCUGUUAGUGUCGAAGUCUGAUGUCCCCUGUUGAUAUGAUUGGCAGCUGUCGUACUAUGCGACGUUGCUGCCUAAGAGGAGGGACGAAGUGACGUAAGAGAUGAAGAGAAUCAAGCGAGACAUGUAUGUCUGUAUCUUGUGCGGGGGUCGGUUGACAAGCAGCAUCGGCACAACGAAAGCCACCCUGCACAUACCAGGAUACUCAGUAUGAGAUCGAUCAUCUGUCUGUAGUACAUGGAUGUGCAUGAUGCUCGUGUCUUGUGUGUUCCCUGGCUGUAGGGGUUCUUGUCGUCAAGUGCCAAGCGACUGCGUGACCCGCCUACACCUGUCCCACGUUCUCUGCUCCGCAAUAGGGACAACCUUGUGGAGAACUAGUACGUACAGGAAGGGACAUGAACAAACGGAAUACGCACUGGCUGUCCUGGUCAUCUACUGCACCGAUUGGCAGCUCACAUUUUUUGCCGAAGUACACUGGCUAUCAGCCAACAGCCGCCCAAAACGACAGGGGGUACACAGCAGACAGCCACGCGACAUCCACAAACGUCAAUAUACAUGCCCGAACGCCCUGUCUGUCUGUCUGUCUGUCUGUCUGCCUUUCAUUCUGUCCGUGUGGCGUGCUUGGUCUACGACAGCCCCCCCCAGCCCACGGCAGCCACGACCUCGGGUUAUGCAGCGCAGGAACCGUACCGUGUCAUGCUCAAAAUCAAGGACGCCCAGACCAACUGACUGACUGAUUGCCGCACCGACUGACUGACUGACACAGAUGGGUGCUGAAUGGCGCCUACGAUGCCUGGUUGGCCACUGAGACAGGCGCGGCGUACACUGCGCCGUACACUUGAGCGUCUGCUUGUGCAUCGAUUGUCGCUGUGUAUGAGACGCUGAGCGAGUGAGUCAGUGCAGGAGAGAGAUCUGAGUGGUCGGCAUUAGACACACUCCGCGUGCAUGUAUAUUAUAGGUCGAAAAGCGCGUGGUUCCCUCCUCAAUCUGCCGUGUGUAAAUUCGCACCCUGCGAGCUAAGCGUCCCUCCUUCUCCCUUCCCUCCCCUCCCCCCCCCCC